Dreissena polymorpha is the source of this 1637-nucleotide messenger RNA. RefSeq lists its product as uncharacterized. The record is from RefSeq and is a predicted model, not a curated record. Bases 859 to 1254 code for a protein of 131 amino acids. The transcript is spliced from 5 exons. Lineage: Eukaryota; Metazoa; Mollusca; Bivalvia; Myida; Dreissenidae.
UUCAACAAAUGUAUGUAUUUUUUAAUUUGAAUACUUUCAAUAUUUGCUCAUUUGCCUGUCAAAUUACAAUUAAUUCAGCUUAUGUAAGUAUCUGGUUACAACAUCUGCCCAGUGUACUCAUUUAAAACAGGCUAUUAAUUUCCGUAUUUUGUUUUUAUCAAUAAUUUUGAUAUAACAAACCGCGUAAAUAAAUAUGCUUGGCAUUUCUGUCUGUUUUAUGGAAGACAGAGCUCAAAUCGAAAACAAAAACAAAACAUGAACGCGGAAUAUACCGUGUCCAUUGUGUUAAAUUAACACUUUUCGGUGUCCAUUGUGUUAAAAUUAACACUUUUCAUGCGAGUAUUCAAGAUAUUAAUAUAUUGUUGUCACACAAUUAUAAUAACAAUUGGCUCAUCCUCAGACCUAAUGAUCAAUAGUAAUUUUCAUAAAGACAUGUGUACAAUAAGUUUUGAUUGUGUAAGACCAUCCACGGAAGAAAAUGUUUGCAUUCAAUAUUUGGAAGAAAUAUUAUCAUUUUAUUUGAAAGUGUUAUUCAAUUUGCAUAAAACAAAAGUACAAACACUACGUAUCAAAAGUAUGAAUAUUUAAAAUGAUUUACAGUAAGACGAAAUACAAAUGAUUUACAGUAAGACAAAAUAAAAGUCUGAAUCAAUUCAUUACACUUUAUUUACUAUAUAAGCAAUUUCGAUUGUGUUUCAUGUCCGAUGUUAUUUUAUUUAACAAAUUAAUAUUUCAAAACAAAUACCGUUGCAAACAAUUGAGCUAGAAAAGGAAACGCCAGAAGUCUUGGCAUUAAAUUCUACCAUAUCCUCUGAAAGUGUCCCGGAUACUGACACUGAAAAAAAGAUCGCGAGCGGCAUGUCUGUGCCAACCUCACCUGAACCUAGAGAAGCUCAAAAAGAGAUACCGUUGCAAACAAUUGAGCUGGACGAUGAAAAUCCAGAAAUCUUGACCUUACAUUCUACAAUAUCCUCUGAAGAUACGUGGGAAAUUGUGACUGAUUAUUAUAACAAAGCUGUUCGCAUAUUGGAGAACAUAACUGCAACAUGUUCCGCCGUGACAUCCAAAGCUACAACUCACGACACUCAAGCUUCAAUCGAAUGUGAAGUUCCAGCGGACCCGAUGCUUAGAACUAAAGUGAACGCGCAAGCUACCAAAUCGGACUCUAUUGUACCAUGUGAGCUUUUUGCCUUGAAUUUGCAACCUCAAACACAUGGAAGUUCAUAUUCGCGAAAAGCAUACAUAAUAACUUAAAACUAUAAAAGUAAAAUUAAAUACUUCAAGCAAUCAUAACUUUCCUCAGAACUAUAUUGUUUGUUUAUUUAUCAAGCAAAAUCCUAUUCUGGUUUAACUCUUUUAGAAAAAAACAUCCCUACAAAUAUCGUUAGGAUAAUUAUCGGAUAAUAUGGAAGUUCGUCACUUUAAUGAAUGAAAAUACAGAAAUAACAGAACACAAAUGCUACUUUACAAAUAUUAUGACAAAACAUAUUUAAUGAAAUCAUUACACUUAAUCAGUUAUUAAUUCUUCAGUACAUCGAAAAUAUUGAAAUUUGUUUACGUGUUUCAAGCCCGAACGGAAACGGAAACGACGGCUACACACAGGAGAUCCUCAAACUCGCAAACACGGAACUAUACAC